Molecule: messenger RNA, 1164 nt
Organism: Patella vulgata (common limpet)
Lineage: Eukaryota; Metazoa; Mollusca; Gastropoda; Patellidae
Product: crystallin J1A
Exons: 7
Coding region: 72-1061 (329 amino acids)
Source: RefSeq, a predicted model, not a curated record
GAUAGCGUUCCAUAUUCAUCAACAUUUACUGUUAGGCUACCUAUCACGAGUCUUGCAUAACAGGAUCAAAAAUGUCAACGGUGGUAGCAAGACGUGUAGCUGCAGUUUGUGGGGUAUUUGUGGGGGAUGCCGCAGCUCAGCCACUUCAUUGGAUCUAUGACCAGAAGAAAUUAGAUGAUAUCAUUGGUCGAAAGGAAGAGGUAGAAUUCUGGCCAACAUCCCACAAUGCAUUCUAUACCCUUAAUACAGGCCAAAAUAGUGGAUACGGGGACCAACCUUACGUUAUUUUAAAAUCUCUUGUCGAAAAUAAAGGUUUAAACAUUACAGCUUUAAAUAAAGCCACGGUAGAUUUUUUUGGCCCAGGUACCGAAUAUGAUAAUCCUAACCGUCCUGGGGAAAAACCCAUUCAGGGUCGUUGGUUACAUAAAUCACUGAUGGAUUUUCUACAGAAUUAUAAAGACGGUAAAUCUGAAACAGGAUCAGCUGAUAAAAGUGCUGAUUGUUGUAUUCGAAUGGUACCGGUUGUAGCUCUAUACGCUGGGCAACCCGAUAUGUUAGAGCGUGUUCGACAAGUUGUCCAGGUUACACAGAAUGACGAGUUGUUGAUUGCGGCAGCUUUGGCCGGAGCUAGGAUUCUAGAAAACUUUAUAUUAAAGGGAAAUAACCCAUCAGCAGUUCAAGAAGUGAUAAUUGAGUUGUGUAAACCCACGCGUAAAUCACCAACUGACCUCGACGAAAAGAUGGUGGAGUGCCUUAAACAAGUAUUAGAAGCAAAGGACUGUCCACAUACAGAAGUCGCUGUUAAAUUCGGACGCAACUGUUAUGUACCGGGUAACUUACAGACUUCACUUCAUGCUAUUACUACAAAUGAUAAUUUCCAAUCAGCUGUGAGAUCGACUAUUAAAGCUGGCGGUUGCAACUCUUCGAGAUCGGGAUAUAUAGGAGCUUGUACAGCCGCUAAGUAUGGUUUAGAAGCAGUUCCUGACGGUUGGAAGACUAAAACAGAUAGAUACCAGGAAGUUUUGAAACUAGCUCAAGAAUUAGUUAAAAUAUCACUUUAAAUCUAGUCUCCAUUGAUAAAAUACAUUGUUUAUUGAUUGAAUCAUAAUACUUUAAUCCUUCUGUUUUUAAAAUAAUAAAGACGUGAAUUUGUUUUCUCUAUCA